UUCAAGGUUGACCAUCUAACCUGUUUGCUGAAUUAUGUCACGACGAUCAGAUCCGCUUGAUUGUAAAGUGUAUGUUGGAGGCUUACCACAAGAUGCUACAUCUCAGGAGCUUGAGGAUGCAUUCAAUCGUUUUGGCCGCAUACGUAAGGUUUGGGUUGCCCGACGUCCACCAGGGUUUGCUUUUGUGGAAUUUGAAGAUGCCCGAGAUGCUGAGGAUGCUGUAAAAGCUUUGGAUGGGACAAGAAUCUGUGGCGUACGCGCUCGGGUGGAAAUUUCACAUGGUCGUCGACGAAAUGGUGGUUAUGGCGGAGGUGGGGGUGGCGGAGGUGGCGGUUAUUAUGAAGGUAGUCGGCGGCGUUCAAGGUAUUUGGAAGCGAAAAGAGUAAGUUAUUUUACCCCAUCCGUGCGGUUACCACUACUACUGUUACCACAUCCAUUGCUACUACUACUACUACUACUACUACCACUACUACCAGUAAUGGUAGCAUUACCACUAUCACAACUCAUCUCAACAUCAACACCUGUUUCAUCUGCUUUGCAGCAACUACUGUCAAUUCUACUGUUGCCUAACGAACAUCUUCAUAAAAGCAUCACGACUUUUCCAUCACUUCAUCGAUCUUCAUCGCCUACAUGAUUCUUUGCAACAAAAAUGCAGCAGUAGAAAAUUUCCUGCAUGAAGUAGGAAAUCUUGAGGCUAUACAGAUGGUUCACAGUCUCAAUGAGACAUGAACGAAGGUACAUCCCUCCGUAAUUCUACCCACCCAAUGCUUCAAUACAGCCAAGCGCUCACAUUUUUCUGCCAUCUCAAGAAAAUCAAAAUAGUUUAUGUUGAAAAGAAAAGAAUGCGUCAGAACAGCUUCCUUUUUCAACAUUACUAUUUCAUAUCAAACAACAUUCAUUACCAUCAUCGUCCUAAUCGUUAUCAGUACUGUCAUUAUCAUGGUUGUUAAUCAUGAUCAUAAUUAAUUA
Molecule: messenger RNA, 969 nt
Organism: Loa loa (African eye worm)
Lineage: Eukaryota; Metazoa; Nematoda; Chromadorea; Rhabditida; Onchocercidae
Exons: 4
Coding region: 35-634 (199 amino acids)
Biological process (GO): mRNA splicing, via spliceosome
Cellular component (GO): nuclear speck
Molecular function (GO): RNA binding
Source: RefSeq, a predicted model, not a curated record